AUGUGGAGAGACACCAUCCUAACCAUUGCUGUGCUGUAUGUCUUCCAUACUUGGACUUUGGGUGUGGACUCAAAGAUGGUAAAAUGCAUUUACUUGGACAUGGCCCCUGACUCUGUUGACGACAUGUAUAAGGGCUGCUUUGGAGAAAUGAACGACAAAGUGCUGAAGAAAUAUAUUCCAGAAGAAUUUAAACAUAAUUCUUUCAAAGAUUCCUGGAAGUGGGCAAAUAAUUGUGCAAAUUCAGUGAGGGAACGAUUUGAGAAAAAAUAACUUCCCUUUGAUCGUAUCCAGGCUAUUUGUGCGUACACAGCAGGUCAUCCUGAAAUAUAUAUAGAGUUUAAUAAGGCAGUGCGCACAAAUAAAACAGACUACAGUUCUUCCUUUAAGUUCCACUCCCUGCAUUUCCUCUUGACUGAUGCUCUCCGCCUCCUGAAAAACAAUCGUAAAGAGGAUUGUAUCACCUCAUACAUAAGAACAAAAGACAAAAUUUUUGCAAAAGUUAACCAAAACAUUCAGUUUGGCAUGUUUACUUCCAGUUCCACCAACAGAGAAAUCAAUGAAAUGUUUGGAGCGAAUUCCUGCUUUGUGAUAAAGACAUGUUUUGGUGCUGAUCUCAAUUCCUACUCCAAAUGGCCAGAAGAGUUGGAGGUGUUGAUUCCACCCUAUGAAGUAUUCAAUGUAACUGAAGUGCUCAAAAAAUAAAUGUAUCCAAACCUUUGGCGCAAAGUUGUAUACAAACUGCAGAGUAUCGCAACAAAGAGUGAUGUGGAUUGCAAAUAA
This is a messenger RNA of Esox lucius (northern pike), 780 nucleotides long. RefSeq names its product erythroblast NAD(P)(+)--arginine ADP-ribosyltransferase-like. Gene Ontology annotation, molecular function: NAD+-protein-arginine ADP-ribosyltransferase activity; NAD+ poly-ADP-ribosyltransferase activity. NCBI's taxonomy places the organism in Eukaryota, Metazoa, Chordata, Actinopteri, Esociformes, Esocidae. The transcript has 2 exons. The record is from RefSeq and is a predicted model, not a curated record.